This is a messenger RNA of Lithohypha guttulata, 1344 nucleotides long. RefSeq lists its product as uncharacterized. Bases 1 to 1344 code for a protein of 447 amino acids. Gene Ontology annotation, biological process: malate transmembrane transport. Gene Ontology annotation, cellular component: membrane. The record is from RefSeq and is a predicted model, not a curated record. NCBI's taxonomy places the organism in Eukaryota, Fungi, Ascomycota, Eurotiomycetes, Chaetothyriales, Trichomeriaceae. Gene Ontology annotation, molecular function: malate transmembrane transporter activity. The transcript has a single exon.
AUGCCGGAAGAUCCAGACAGCCACCAUCAUCCAGCAAGUCCAAUAGCUCUCCAAUCCUCGUCCAGAACGCCUGCCAAACAGGAUGGCGCCAGCGUCAGCACUCAAAAUGACAAAGACGUCCGUCUGCUCGAUCGACUCGAACAUUUCACUUGGGCUUGGUUUUGCCUGCCUAUGUCGACCGGCGGCAUUGCCCUUCUCUUGUCCCCAGCGGUCCAGCCUCAUAACUUUCCCGGCCUCAAUACCAUUGGCAAAGUUGUCUACAUCUUCGACCUCACCAUUUUUACCUUAGUAACCUUGGCGAUAUCUUAUCGUUUCCUCCGAUGGCGCAACACAUUAUGGGACAGCCUUACACAUCCUACGGAAUCACUCUUUGCUGCCACAGCACUUUUGAGCACAGCUAGCAUUAUAGCAUGCAUAGCCCGAUAUGGGAUUAGUACCAUUGGUGUCGCCAAUGCAGGCUGGCUCAUCGUAACAUACCGGACCUUGUUCUGGGUCUAUUUCAUUGUGACAUUCAUAUGGGCUGUCUUUGCAUAUACUCUGUUGUUCACUUCUCCGGCACUCGAACUUCGAGAUAUGACUCCAGCCUGGGACUUACCUAUCUUUCCUUUCAUGCUCAGUGGCACUAUCGCAUCGACGGGCGCAUCCUAUCAGCCACCCGACCAAGCAGUCCCAAUGAUCGUCGCAGGACUAACAGCGCAAGGCCUAGGUUUCAUCAUCAGCAUUCUCAUGUAUGCAAUCUAUAUGCACCGCAUGAUCGAAUUCGGCUUUCCUGCCACGAAAGCUCGGCCAGCCAUGUUCAUAGCCGUCGGCCCACCAUCUUUCACCUCUCUCGCCAUCCUAGGCAUGGCAAACGCCUGGCCAAGACAGUACAUCAACUACUUCGGCAGCAACAUCUACCCCGACGAUUCGAUCGGCGUCCCCCAACAAGAACUCACCACGAUCCAAAUCAUGCGCGUCCUAGCUACCGUCAUGUCCAUCUUCAUCUACACCCUUGCAGCCUGGUUCUUCGCCAUCGCCGUCGUGGCCUGCUUUCUCAAAUUUAGACGCAUGACCUUCCAUCUCAACUGGUGGGCAUUUGUCUUCCCGAACGUUGGCUUCACUAUCGCGACGAUACAGAUCGGCAAAGUGCUGAUGAGCCCGGGUAUAGAGUGGGUAGGCAGCGUCAUGAGUAUUGGCGUCGUAGUGACUUGGUUCUUCGUUGCCGCGAACCAUAUCUGGGCGUUGUGGAAUAGACAGAUUUUGUGGGAGGGCAUGGACGAGGAUGUGUAUAAGACGGAAGCACUGAAUUCGCAUAAGAUGCAACAGUCUAGGAAAGGGCUGAUGGACGAGGAGAAGCAGGAUUGA